Molecule: messenger RNA, 942 nt
Organism: Erigeron canadensis
Lineage: Eukaryota; Viridiplantae; Streptophyta; Magnoliopsida; Asterales; Asteraceae
Product: desiccation-related protein At2g46140-like
Exons: 2
Coding region: 1-942 (313 amino acids)
Biological process (GO): response to desiccation
Cellular component (GO): cytosol
Source: RefSeq, a predicted model, not a curated record
AUGUCAUCAUCUGAUAAGCCAAAAACAGAAGAAAAAGGAGCAAAAAAGAAAGAAACUACAGAAGCUGAAGACGGUGGAUUUCUUGGGAAGGUAAAGGGUUUCUUUUAUGACAUUGGUGAGAAGAUUGAAGACAAAGUAAGGUUUGGAAAACCAACUGCAGAACUUGCAGCGAUUCAUAUUACUAAAAUCAAUCUUAAGCAGGCUGAUCUUGUUGUUGAUGUAAUUGUCACAAACCAAAAUCCUGUUCCAAUCCCUUUAGUCGACAUUAAGUACUUGGUGGAGAGCAAUGAACGAAAACUAGCGUCUGGGUUGAUUUCGGAUGCUAGAACAAUUCAUGCACGUGGUUCCGAGAUUAUUAAAAUACCAUUAACCAUUGUAUAUGAUGACAUAAAGAAGGUAUAUGCUGAUAUAGAACCAGGAAUCAUGUUACCAUACAAGGUCAAAGUUGACUUGAUUGUGGAUGUGCCAGUCAUCGGUAAGGUGUCUCUGCCUCUAGAGAAAACUGGUGAAAUCCCGGUACCUUACAGGCCUGAUGUUUACAUUGAAAAGAUUCACUUUGAAGAAUUCUCCUUUGAAGAGACGGUAGCAAUUCUCCAUCUAAAGUUGGACAACAAGAAUGACUUUGACUUGGGACUUAAUCAACUAAAAUAUGAGAUUUGGUUAUGCGAUGUGAGCAUCGGAGGAGCCAAGCUUACAAAAAGUGCGAAAAUUGUGAAAAAUGAUAUCAGUGAGAUUGAAAUCCCACUCAACUUUAGGCCCAAGGACUGUGGUUCUGCUAUGUGGGACAUGAUUAGAGGAAAAGGGACUGGUUACUCCAUAAAAGGACAUAUUGAUGUGGAUACACCCUAUGGAAAGAUGAAGCUGCCCAUCGAAAAGGUUGGUGGAACAACCACGUUUAAGAACAAAGACGUCGGAGAGGUCAUCCAACCCAAGGUAGUUUGA